Molecule: messenger RNA, 979 nt
Organism: Manduca sexta (tobacco hornworm)
Lineage: Eukaryota; Metazoa; Arthropoda; Insecta; Lepidoptera; Sphingidae
Exons: 1
Source: RefSeq, a predicted model, not a curated record
UCAACCUACUAUUACUUCAAUGUUGCCUGAAUCUGCAUCAAAGUCAUUCUCAGAUGCAAUAUGUUUCUUAGCAGAGCACAAUCUACCAUUUAAAUUAGCGGAUGAUCUAAAGAAUCAUAUACGAUCAGUUGUCCAAGAUUCAAAGAUUGCAUCAGAAUUAACUUUUGGAAGAACAAAGGCACACGCUAUUGUUACAAAUGUUAGUGGUAAAGUAGCAGAAAACCAAUUAAUUGAAGUAUUACAAAAAAAUAAGUUUUCACUGAUAGUUGAUGAGAGCACAGACAGAUCAUCAACUAAACAUUUGGCUCUUAUUGUUAGAAAUGCAGUUGAUUUUCAUGUUGAAGAUAGUUUCUUAUGUCUAAUACCAGUUGUUGAUGGUACAGCUACAUCCUUACAUAGUGCAUGUGCAAAAUAUUUUACAGAGAAGAAUAUUCCAUAUAAGGAAAAUAUCGUUGGAUUUGCAGCUGACGGAACUAAUUCCAUGUUUGGACAACAUCAUUCUCUGUCUACAUUAUUUGCAAAAGAUAUUCCGAAUCUGUUUCUAAUGAAAAGUAUAUGUCAAUCUUUUCACCUUUGUGCCUCAUAUGCUUGCAAAAAGUUACCACGAGGUGUGGAGGAGGACUUUGCUCGUGACGUUUACUACUAUAUACAGAAUAGUCCAAAACGCAUUGGAGACUACAAAGAGUUUCAAUGUUUUGUAAAUGUUAAACCAAACAAACUUUUACACCCUGCCCAAACAAGGUGGCUGUCCUUGUUACAAGUUGUGAAAAGGCUUUUAGAACAACUACCAGCAUUGAAACUAUAUUUUCAAAGUGCUGUAUUAACUGACAGAUUGCUUGCAGCUCAGUCAAUCCUUCAUAAAUGUAUGGAACCAACCACAGAACUAUACUUAGAGUUUUUACAUUUUGUUUUGCCAUACUUCAAUGAUUUAAAUAAAGAAAUGCAAUCUGAAAGUCCAAAACUCUACUUACUGUAUGAU